AAUAAUAUAUACAUACAACACAUUGUAUCUAUACAUACAUACAUACUAGCCCUGCAAAAGAACUGCAAAAAAGCUGAUAAUAGGCUUACUGUUUUCCUUUCCCUAGUCUGUGUUUGUUGACUAUUACUCUCUCUAAAUUGCAUAUUCUCUAUAUCUCUACUUUUACGGAUUGAUAUAGAGAGAGAGAAACUGUUAGAGAGAGAAACACACACACACACACAAAACACACGCACAAGUUCUGAAAAAAAAAAUUAAAAAAAAUGCUGGAGACAGUGAAGUACCUCAUCGGCUCCGCCGGCGCGAGCGGCUUCAGCUCAAAGUCCACAGCCGAGCAGGUGACCGACGCCUGCCCCGAUCUCCGCUCCAUCACCGCCAUCAUAACCGGCGCCACGUCCGGGAUAGGGGCCGAGACGGCUCGUGUGCUCGCCAAGCGCGGCGCUCGGCUCGUGCUGCCGGCUCGGAGCCUGAAAGCCGCCGAGGACACAAAGGCUCGUAUCCUCUCGGAGAUUCCCGAGUCGCAGAUUAUUGUUAUGUGGCUUGAUCUCAGCUCACUCGACUCGGUCCGGCGAUUCGUAUCCGAGUUUGAGUCUCUCGAUUUGCCUCUCAAUCUUCUCAUAAAUAAUGCCGGGAAAUUCUCAUACGAUCAUGGUAUUUCGGAGGAUGGGGUUGAGAUGACAUUUGCUACUAAUUAUUUAGGUCACUUUUUGUUAACGAAGCUGUUGAUGAAGAAAAUGAUUGAAACGGCGAAAAGUAGCGGCGUUGAAGGAAGAAUAGUAAAUGUGUCUUCGAGUAUUCACAGCUGGUUUUCCGGCGAUAUGAUCCGUUAUCUUCGCUUAAUUACCAAAAAUAAGAGUGAUUACGACGGGACACGUGCGUACGCUCUAUCGAAACUGGCUAACGUUUUGCAUACCAAAGAACUUGACCGGAGACUCAGGGAAAUGGAGGCAAAUGUGACAGCGAAUUGUGUUCAUCCUGGUAUUGUGAGAACCAGGCUCACUAGAGACCGUGAAGGCCUAAUUACAGAUUUGGUAUUUUUCCUGGCUUCGAAAUUAUUGAAGACUAUACCUCAGGCAGCUGCGACAACAUGCUACGUGGCGACAAAUCCAAGGGUGGAGAAUGCAAGUGGAAAAUACUAUUCGGAUUGCAACGAAUCCUCACCGUCGAAACUGGGAUCCAGCUUAGCAGAAGCUGCAAGAUUAUGGGCAGUCUCUGAGAAAAUGGUCUCCACAGAUUCUAACAUACCUGUCGAUCAAUUCUACCCUGUGUAGGACCACGCUGGAUAAGACAUCAGAAAAAAAAAAAAAAAAAAAUAAAUAAAUAAAUAAAUUGGGUUCUGAAAAUAAUAUAUACGUGUAGUUGAUGAGAGAAAUUAAAGAGUAUAAUAUUUUUGUUUAAAAAAUAGUUUAGAGAUGUGUAUAAAUUAGGAGUAAUGUGUAUAAUGUAUAUGUAUGAGCAUAAACUAGGUUAGCUUCUUGUGUGUGUGUGUGUGUGUGUGUGUGUGUGUUUGUUUUAUUUGUGAUGUAAUAUUUUUGGGAGUAAUAUUGUAAUGUUGAGUUGUGUAUGUUGUUGAAUUAAUUAAAGUUUUAUUAAUUUUGUCUUUAAAUUCAAAACUUUUAUUGUGUUAUUGUAUCAUGGUACUUAA
Erythranthe guttata (spotted monkey flower) is the source of this 1642-nucleotide messenger RNA. The record is from RefSeq and is a predicted model, not a curated record. NCBI's taxonomy places the organism in Eukaryota, Viridiplantae, Streptophyta, Magnoliopsida, Lamiales, Phrymaceae.